AUGCGCGGCUCGUGGGACGAGGCCGCGACGGCGGCGCUGCACGCGCGCAUCCUGGAGGCGCACCGCGGGCCCGCCGCGCCCGAGCGCGCUGCUGAGCCCGCCGCUUGCGCUGAGCCGGCUCCUCAGCAGCUCAGCGUAGAACUGGCGGCACCUACUCCUCUACUGCCCCUGCCCACGCUUUCCUUCAGCGCCGCACAAGUUGCUACCGUGUGCGAGACGCUCGAGGAGAGUGGCGACGUGGAGCGGCUGGCAAGAUUCCUCUGGUCUCUGCCAGUGGCUCACCCCAAUGUUGCUGAACUGGAGCGCUGUGAAGCAGUGCUUCGAGCGCGAGCUGUAGUCGCCUUCCACGCCGGGAGACACCGUGAACUUUACUCCAUUCUGGAGCGACAUCGGUUUCAACGUUCAAGUCACGCCAAACUGCAGGCUUUAUGGCUUGAAGCUCACUACCAAGAAGCAGAGAGGCUACGUGGACGACCACUUGGACCCGUGGACAAAUAUCGCGUGCGAAAGAAGUUCCCACUGCCUCGCACUAUCUGGGAUGGAGAACAGAAGACACACUGCUUCAAGGAGCGCACGCGUUCACUUCUUCGAGAGUGGUACCUACAGGACCCCUACCCAAAUCCAACCAAGAAGCGUGAACUGGCUGCUGCCACGGGUCUGACGCCGACGCAAGUGGGGAACUGGUUCAAAAACCGGAGACAACGAGAUCGAGCCGCUGCCGCUAAGAAUCGCUCCGCGCUGCUCGGCCAGGGUUUCGCCUCCUCCUCCACGUACGACGAGGAUUCCGUGGACUCGGAGAUCAACGUGGACGAGGAAUAA
Molecule: messenger RNA, 819 nt
Organism: Spodoptera littoralis (African cotton leafworm)
Lineage: Eukaryota; Metazoa; Arthropoda; Insecta; Lepidoptera; Noctuidae
Source: the annotation of a GenBank genome assembly